AUCGGCACCGUCGCCAUACCACAAACUCGCAAUGCUCAGUAGAGCAAUAGCAGUUUCACACGUACGCACGGAAAAGACUGACUCUACGCAUGUGCUUCAGCCUCAUUUCCUGCACCGUCUCAAUAAUUGUAAAUCAGAACCACUACUGCCACAGCGACAGUAUCCACAGGUGUGAUUGUAUAUCGGUGAGAUAUUAGAACUUUGACGGCACUUCCAUUGUACGACUUUGGACAUUUUUGCGGUGGAGGCGUUCGACCAACGACGACGACAAUAACCGAAAUUGGGAACGCACGACGAUCAUUAACUUUUCGCGGUGUCGUUUUUUGUCCGCGUUUGACAAUUACCACGACGAACAUCGCGCCUCCGCUAUGAUUCACAGCGGCGGCGGCGCCGAUUGUUACACUGCAGUGGCAACCACGACCAAUACCGGUAACCCGACGACGACUACCAUGAUGAUGGCCAAUAUACAGCAACAGCAACAACAGCUACAGCAACAGCAACAGCAGCAGCAGCAGCAGCAGCAACAAAUGCAACAGCAAACCGUCGGUGCGAACGUGCCGACGGAUUUCUGGUGGUGGUCCACGACGACCCAGCAACAGGCCGACGCGGUGGCCGGACACCAACACCAGCAAAUAUCGUCUUCGUCUUCGCUGCUGCAACAGCAACAACACCACCAGCAACAGCAAGACGCCAUCGCGGACGGCGGUGCGGACGAGUUUGACGGUUUCGACUUGUCGCUGCUCAUAAACGGCACCGGCGACGGAUACUUCAGCGACGCGUCGUCGGCCGCCGACUGUCGCGUGCCGGCAGCUGCCAUUUCCGCGACCGUCACCGUGCACACCAACGCGUCCGCGGAGGACGGCGGCGACUGUUACUACCCGUCGGCAGCGUCGUCGACGUCGCUACAACAGCAACUCGACCUGCAGCAACUCUUGUCCAUAUACGACGACAUUUGUUUUUUCAGCGCGGAAGACGCGAAAUUACAACAGCAACAGCAGCAGCAGCAGCAACAGCAGCAACAACAGCUUCCGGCGGCCCCGGCCGUGGUGUCCACCACGACCGCCGGCGACGUCCGUCAUCAAUCCGAAAUCGCCGCCACGCCGGUGCAGGUCAUGCCCGCCGGACAGCAGCUCGCCAAGGACCGCGUCGGCAAAGCCACCCUGUUGAGAUCGCUUUUGACGGCCACCGUGCCACCGCCGCCCAUGGAUAUCCCUCUGUCGCCCACGCGCCCGGCCGACUCUCCGCCCGCGGCCAUAGUCGAAUCCACCACCGAAGUGCCCUCGGAAGCGGCGACAGCCGUCAUCUCGACGACCACCACCGCGACGACGACGGUCAAACGCGAAGCAGACGUCUCGCCGGACAGCCGCGACGACAAGAGCAACAGCAACAACAAACACCGACUGUUGAUCGAAAUGUUACGCGGCGACAAUGCGGUGCAGGACGACGACGUCGUGCCGACGGCGCGGCCAGCUCGCCGCAGACCGCGCGCCGAGACGUUCGGUUCGGACGACGAAGGAGGAUCGCCGCAGGGCAGCCGCCGCCGGUUGGACGUGCCGCCGUCCCUGCAACUGGACGGCGGACAGUCCGCCGGCCGCGGUCAAUACGACGGGGCGGACGACGACGAACUCCUGUUGUACGGCGGCCCUUAUUACAACGGCGCCGCGACGACGUCGCCGUCGUGGUUGGACCGCAUGGUGGCCGCAGCCGCCGCCGCGACGACGGGCGCCGGCACUUCCGAUUUCUUUUCCGGUGAAGCCGACGCCGCCGCCGCCGCCGCAGAUCAAGACCUCUUCCGUCGGCGACAACAACAGCAACAGCAAAACGGCGACCGCGCUAUGGUGGACAUCGUCAACAUAGUGGACGACUGCUGCAGCGUCAGCGACUACUGCAACGGCUACGGCAUGGGCGGCUUCGACCAGGGCUACUACUCCGUCGCCUCGGCCGAAGUGGCGUACAGCCCGCAGACAUCGGCCCCGGUGCCGUCCGUCACGCCGCCGCCGUCUUCGUGCGGCGACCCGACGACCACGACCACGAGCGACGACGGUGAUAACAACAAUAUGGUCCAACAAAUGACGACGUGGAAAACGACAGACGCGACGGCAUCGGACGACUAUUACGACAGGCUGCUGAUGACGGUCAUGAUGGAGGCUGCGGCCGCGGCUUCCUCGGUCCCGUCGCCGGCCAGCGACAGCAACUCCGGCAUAGUUGCAGACAACGUGGGCAGCAGCAGCAGCAGCUACAUCAGCAGCAGCAGCAGCAGCAACAGCAACAGCAACAGCAACAGUAGCAAUAGUAGCACUUGCAGUACUACGUUCAACAGCGGCGACGUGGACAGCGGCUGCAGCGACGGCAAUAGCAACACUCCGGUGCAGCAGUGCUUCAAGAUCGAAGUGGACGACGACGACGACGACGACGACGAGUGUUACGGCGGCGACGCGGCCACCACGACGGCUUCCGCCGACGAAGACGACGCGGACGACAAGUCGGACGUAGCCGACGCCAUAAUGAAGUUCCAGCCGAUACAGCUGCAGCAGCUGCAGGCCGAACCGGAAAACAAGAUCGCGGCGGCCGUCGCCCCUGCUUCCGGUGCCGCGUCGUCGUCGCAACACAUCCAUCUGUGGCAGUUCCUCAAAGAGCUGUUGACCGCGUCGUCGGCCGCGGCCGCUGCGGAGCUGCAGACGGACGGCGAGGUGGCGGCGCCGCCUUCCCCGUCGACCACGUGCGCGACGACGCCGUCGCCGAACGCCGCCGCGAACAACAAGUCGCCGCAGCAGCCGCAGCAGAUGAUCCGGUGGUUGGACCGGAAGCUGGGCGUGUUCAAGAUCGAAGACAGCCAGGCCGUGGCCCGUCUGUGGGGCCGCCGCAAGAACCGUCCCGCCAUGAACUACGACAAACUGUCCCGGAGUCUGCGGCAGUACUACAAAAAGGGCAUCAUGCGCAAGACGGAACGCUCGCAACGGCUCGUCUACCAGUUUUGUCAUCCGUACAACGCCUAAGACGAUAGUAGUAUAGUGUCGACGUAAUAAUAAUAUACAGAACUAAUACAUUAAUAUUAUGUGUACAUAUUAUAUAUUAUUAUUGAUUAUUUUUUAUCGGUAUAGUUUUAAUAUUAUUAGUAUAUAUAUAAUUAAUAUUAUCGGGUCUGUGCGAGUUCGUUCGUGACGUUUCGCCGAGAAGAUCGGCCUCCGGGAUCAUGUUUUUUAUGAUUUCUAUUAAACUGGACUUGAUAUUUUGAAGCUCACUCUCACUAACACUUCACGAUAUCUGUCACUCUUGACAUCGUAACACAGUCCCGAUUGUAAUAGGUAUAUAUAUAUAAUGACGUAUAUAAUAUACACUAUUGCACUAUAUAGUAUAGUGGAUUAUAAACGCGGUGGUGGUAUAAUAAUAAACGAUUAACUCGAAACUUGUUAGGUUAAGUUAAAGUAGUGCUGGUACUUCGGCCGAACUAUUGUGAUAUAAUAAUUCGGUAGAGGUUCAAAGCACUCGUAUAAACACAUAAGCGCGAUACGCCGCGCCGUCUCGUACAGUCGUCGCCGUCGGACGGGCGGGCGGCGGACGCGAAGCCGCUUAGGCGCGAGCGAUGAACGCGGAAGGUAAUUUUCGCGAGCGCCACCGUCACGACCUUUUUUUAGGACGACGGGUUUUUUUUUGGGGGGGAAGGGGGGUAAAGCUGGUAGUUUUCGAAAAUGCGGUUCGGUUACGAUUUUGGUUUAUAUGUGUGUAACAACAUAUAAACUAAAUUUCACUAACGAUUUUCGACGGUAUAUACCUAGUUACUUGUAGUCGAGCGCGAUCAGGAGAGUUGGGAGAAUAUUGUGACGCUUUUGGUGUGAUUUUUUUUUUUUUUUUACUAUUUUAAAACUACCCGACCGUCGAGGCCCUCUGCGGCCUCGGUUGGACUUGGGUGGUUGUUAUCGGUCCCAUAUAUCAAUGAUAUAUUGUCUAUUACGUACGUUCUGUGAACAUGUUUUUUUUAACUUGUAAUUAUAAACUAUAUAUAUUUUUUAUUAUAUAAGAUUAAUUCAAUAUUAUUAUAAGGUAUAACAUUAUAUCGUACAUUUAUAUUGUAAUUAAUUAUUUUUUAAAUAUUGUGGGAAGAUGGGGGGCGAUUAUGUUUUCUGUGCGGACUGUAUUAAUCCGCAGACGUAAUACGCCAAUUGGUGCUGGUUCAUAAUAAUUAUUAUAUUCAUUAAACUAUUAUACGCAUAAAAUAAGCAAAACUAUAAAACUAAAACCAUUUUUUGAAUUCAAUGCUUGAAUUGGGAAAAAAUGUGUAUUUAUGGUCUCAAUAAUGUAAACUAACGAUUUGCAUUCCUUAUAUAAGUGUCAUUGACUUAUACCUUUUACCUAUACUUUUACUUUUUGACUUAUUUGAUCUGGAUUAUUUUAUCAUAUAAAAAAAUAGAAACAGUGAGCCAAUAAAACAUAAAAAAAAAUGGCUAUUUCCUUAAAAAGUUUGAAAUUAGCCGGUUCUAAUUCAAGCACUUAUUUUAACAUAAUUGUAUUGUUGAAAUAGCACGCUAUAUUUUAUGUGGGCACAUAUAAUUUAUAUAUAGCGUGCUACAAUAAUAUUAUGACACAAUAUUUUAUACAAUUUAUUUCAUUGUAAACGUUCUUAAUAUCCGUUUUAACUAACAAUGUUUGUAAUAAUUAUUAAGAUAAUUAAUUUAAGUUUUAAAAAUGUAAUAAUUUUAAGCUUGUUUUAUAAUUGUUAAAUUUUACGUAUUAUUGAUUCAUGUAUAUGCAAUAUACAUGCGCUCAAAUGUUAUCUUUUAAAUUCUCUACAUAUUUUAAUUGUAUUGUAAAUAGUUUUUAUAAGAAUGAUAUGUAUAUACGCAAUGAUGUAUUGUAUUUUAUAAACAUAAUUGUAUAAUAUAAUAUUAAUAAUAACAAACACACUUUGACGUUUUAUGUAUCAGAAGAAUAGAAGAUGCGAUAUAAAAUUACAAAGUAUGUAAUGUAUAUUGUGUGUAGUAUUGAUUUGUAAAUCGAACUACGACUUAUAAUAGUAUAUAUGUUAACGUUACCCUUUAUAUUGACAUAUUAUUUAGUUCAAGUAAUAUUAAUUUUAUGAAUUAUGACUUAUUGUUUUUACAUAAUAUAAUAUCAUAAUAAAUGUACUUUCAAAAAAAUAUAACAUGACAAAGAAUCAUGAACAACGCGGUUACGGGUUAUUAUUGUGCACUUAUAAGUAUUAAAUAUUAUUCUAUUCUUUAACUUAAAUUGAUGAGAUUUGUAUAUAAGCAGGAUAGGUAAUUAAGUUAGUGGAGUUAGUCUUUUUUUAAAUUAUUUUCAAAUUUUAAAUAUAUGUAUCUAUAAAAAGGGUUUUUAUUAACAAUGAUUUUAAAAUUUAUUUUAUGAUUGAUUGUAAUCACUAUAUAACUGUAUAUAUAAUAGAUACCUAUCAUAAUGUAUA
Messenger RNA from Aphis gossypii (cotton aphid), 5419 nucleotides. Its product is annotated as AF4/FMR2 family member lilli-like. Gene Ontology annotation, biological process: cell differentiation; regulation of transcription by RNA polymerase II. The transcript has 3 exons. Gene Ontology annotation, molecular function: DNA-binding transcription factor activity, RNA polymerase II-specific; sequence-specific DNA binding. Gene Ontology annotation, cellular component: nucleus. The coding region runs from base 369 to 2996 and encodes 875 amino acids. The record is from RefSeq and is a predicted model, not a curated record. NCBI's taxonomy places the organism in Eukaryota, Metazoa, Arthropoda, Insecta, Hemiptera, Aphididae.